UGGACUUGAUGAUCUCAGAGGUCUUUUCCAACCCGGUGGAUUCUGUGUAUUCAUAGGCAUUGACCUUUUUGUAAGUGUUCAUCCCUGCUCUGAGUUUUCUUUUAUUCUUACUGCAUAACUGCCUGGUCUAUUACUCUUUUUUUCAUUCUAUGUAGUUAUUUUCAGUUCACUGUAAAUGCUUUAACACCACUGUUAAGUAUUCAAAGAUGUGUAAACUAGCUUCCUUUAAUUUUAUACUGCCCUGGAAUGUAAAUGUGGAGGAAAUGAGUAAAAGUAAAACGAAAUUGAAUUGGUUUCAUGCACUCAUUGCAGGGGAAGAUUUAAAUCUCACAAUACGUGGUUGAAUUGUUUGACAAUGAAGAGAGCAGUAGCCUGAUAACAUUUUCCCUCAUAAGUAUUUUAUGAGCUGUCACAUCCUCAUUGCUCUGUACUUCUGUGCCCAGUGAUGAGAUUUUCCGAUCUGUGAAAAAUUCUGGCAUUUAAGGCAUUUCUUUAUUUUGUAUUAGAGAAUAUGUCAAUAACCUCAAAUUGUUAAAUAGUCCCGCGCGACGCCUCUUCCGCUCUCUUCUCCGACGGCUUCUGCCAGGGCGGGAGGAGGCGGGUGGGCCCGAGAAACACCAGCUCCUCCGUACCAAGGCAACCCGCACCCCACGCCCCCGGAGGCACAUCUCCAAGCCCCUCCCCGCCCCCCCACAGGCCCCCCCACUUCCACCAAACUCUCCAAGCUUCACUUGGACUCACCACGGCGACGCACGGCGCAGUCCCAGCCGCUGCGGGGAGCCGGGCCCUCUGGGCAAAGGCAGCUGGGCAUGCGAAGCAGCGGCCAAAGAGCCUGCCGCCCUGCUUACAGGGGGCUCCGGCUGCUGCCUGGACCACAGAGCGCCUGGGACACCAGGGCACCGGCCCCGACUUACAGGGGGGCCCUGGGCCCAAAGGCCCAAAGUUCGCGCGAGUUAUUUACACCUCCUCUGUACAAACAACGCUACCAGUUCGUCAAAGAUUUAGUGGAGAAAUACAAACCUAAGAAGGUGGCAGAUUUAGGAUGUGCUGACUGCAGGCUUCUCUGGAUGCUGAAAUUCUGCAGUUGCAUUGAAGUGUUAGCUGGGCUAGAUAUCUCUGCAAGUGUAAUGGAAGAGAAAAUGCAUACGUUGUCUCCUCUUCCUUUUGAUUAUUUGCAACCAUCUGAAAGAUCCCUAACUGUUACCUUGCAUCAUGGUUCAGUGGCCCAUAAAGAUCCUUGCAUGCUUGGUUUUGACUUGGUGACAUGUAUUGAACUAAUAGAACACCUGGAAGAAUCAGAGCUGAAGAAAUUUCCUGAAGUGGUGUUUGGUUUCAUGGCUCCAAGCAUGGUUGUGAUCAGUACUCCAAAUUCUGAAUUUAACCCUUUGCUUCCAGGAGUGGUGUUGAAUAGGCAUCCAGAUCACAAAUUUGAGUGGAACCAAGCGCAAUUUCAAAGCUGGGCUCUGGAGGCUGCUAGAUGCUAUGAUUACUCCGUGGAAUUUACUGGUGUAGGGCACCCACCAAAAGGAAUGGAGAAUGUUGGGUUUUGUACCCAAAUAGGUGUGUUUGUUAGAAAAUAUCCUCGAUCUGGUGGAUCUGUUCAGUAUGAGAAACCCACUGAAGCAGUUUACAAAACAGUCUUCAAAGCAGUGUAUCCAAGUCUGAAAGAUGAGAAGUACUUGCAGAAUGCAGUUGUCAGUGAAGUUAUUUUCACAGCCCAAAACAUUAAGCACCAUUUAAUGUCAAAACAUGAGGAGUGUGAUGAUGAUCCUGAAAGAAAAUCUGAAUUCCAGCCUUCAGUCAGCUCUUUUUCAGACUAUCUUGGAAAACUGGUUGUUGAUAAAGCCAUGGAACCAUUUGUCAAUGGAAAUGAGGUCUGUAUACCUCUUGCAGCAAUCUUUUCUUUUCCCAAAGUGAAUCAACUGUGUGGUACCUUUGAGAAGUUAUGCAAACUCAUUGCUGGCAAGGUCACACUGAGCAGUGAUGGUUCUGCUGUGGUGUUCAAUACUGAACAUGAAACUGAGGAGGAUUAGAUCACAGAUUUCUUAUGCAAAAUUCAGUUAAAGUAAUUAAAGUGGUUUUUUAGUAGCUGUCAAAUGGUGUGUGCUGUAUGCUAACCAGAACACACAAUCUUUUCUAAACCUCCCCUCGGUGGUUAGCACCUCUCUCUUAUGGAGCAAAGACAAAAACAGCAGUAACUCACAGGGGUUUCAAGCAGACUAUCAAGAGGGUAAAAGGAAAUAAUUAAUUCCCAUGAAGAAAAUGAAAUAUUUCUGUUUGCUUUCUAUUACCUUAUUGUAGCUAUCAUUACUAGAUUAUUUUUAGUAAUCUCUUGUUAGCUCCCAGAGUAGUUGAUGAUAACAUGAAUUAUGUUGUUGUGCUGAAUAAUGUGAGUCAAACAUUGGAUUAAGGCAAGUUUUUUCUUACUAGAAUGAAAUUUAUAGGUGCUUUCUUCAAGAUGAGCACGUCCUCAGCCUUGAUGAAAACCAAAUGUUGUUCCAGAUGAAUGGAAAUAUGAAAGUGGUAUUGUUGACUGUUCUUUUUUUUAAAGAAAAAAAAUUUAAGAAGUGCUAUACUUGUGAAUGCUAAUCUAACCCUGGUGUACCUGAAAAUUUUCUGUGUUUUCAUGUGCAGCUGUUAUUCAAAACUGUAAAAUCCAAAUAGAAUAAAUGAAAAAAACUUCAAGAGCAAUCCAUACCCCAGUAAUGGUUUUGCCUUGGUAUAGUAGUUGUGUGUAUGCAGCAGUGGUAUAUAAGUGGGGCUUGUUUUCAGUCAUGAGAUGUUUUCCUUCUAUAUUAGAAAAAGAUCUUGUGUCUAAAUGACACAUUUUCCUUAUAACAUACAUGUUGCUAAAACAGUGUGAAAACACAGUAGUAGAAAAAGCAAAACAUUUUAAAAAAGAAAUAAUUAACUGGAAAAUUUUUUUGCUGAUGAGACUUGCCAUUUAUUCUAUAAGGAACCUGUUGACUCAUGAAACAAAGAGGAAAGACAACAACCACAAAAGAAAUUCUAGGAUAUUCUGGUGAAGUUUUGGAAAAAAUUGUCUUCCUUUUUGACUGAAGUUAGUUAUAUGUGGUACAGUUAAUUCUCUUAAUCCUUACUCUUCAAAUAAUUGGUUACUGAACUGAUCUGAGUGCCAAAUAGUUUGUACUAUAAUUAGCUCCAAUUUUCACCAAUCUAGAUUUUUUUCUUAAUUUAAGAACAGAUACUCAGUACGGUACCAGAAAGCUUGGUUAUUUUGAAUGCAUAAAUGAGAAAAGAAAUACAUACCACAGUUAGUUUUUUAAAAAAAUAAGAAGGUAAUUUAUAAAGUUAUAGAAACCAUAUGAAAAGUUUUUAGUAGGUCAUUAUACUCAACUGAGGAGGAUUAAUUUUGUCAUUUGCAAGGUGGGCAGGGACUACACCCAGUGCCCUCACUUUGCCCAAGUACUGCUAGUUGUGGAGUUUGCUUAAUAAAUUAACCUCCCAGUAUGCCUGCCACAUUAAAACUGAUUUUUUUCUUUGUGUAAGACUGACAUACUACUUUUCCUCUCCAGGAGGCAGAUAAAUAACUGUACUAGUAACAGUGCCAUUAAAUACUUUGUGGACUGGAGAGGGAGUUUAAUAAGCUGCAGGGGUAAAGUUUGAAAAGAGUAGAGAAACUGAAAUGGACACAAACUUCCAUUUAAGUUUGUAAUUUUUUGCAUUUAAAAAAAAAAGACAUAAUUGUUUAGGAACAGAUUCCAAGCUGAAGACAUGAGUUUAUUGAAUGUCUGAGAGAUUUGCAUUUAAAUACAGUAAAAAAACCCCCAUAACCCACCCACACAUCCUGAACAGUUUACUAUAUAGAAGUCUCCAGUAUUUCUAUAACACAGUUUACAAAAAGGAAAAUACAACACCUAAAUAUGAAGGUUAUAUUCCACUUAAAAUACACACAAUUAGAGAAUCACUUCAUGAAGAGCUGUAACUCAAGUCAGAAGAAUAAAUUACUAGGAUACAAUUUUAUUAAAAGUUGGAUUUCUAUGUCAACUUCCCUAAAACAUCUGCUCAGGCAAGAAAAUAAUUAUUUCUAGUAAAGAAAGUAUCUAAUCUAUGACAAUUAGCUGUGUCUUUUAACAUAAAACACAAAUCUGGGCUAUGGAAAUUCCCUUGAGAAUUACAUAAGUAGCUGUACAAUGUUUUUUAAAAGUCUGUUUUCCUCAAACUAUAUGUAGUUUUCCUCAAACUGUAUGUAGUUUUCCUAGUAAACUUAAGUGAGUUACCAUCUAGCUACUAAAGGUUUUAAUAGAUUUGUCAACAAGUGUAGUAAGAGUACUGAAAGCAAAUAAUGUAUUCAAAUAUACAAUGUUACGAGUUAGUUAUGUGACAGGAAAGGAAACUAUAAUGUUGUGACAGAUAAUUGUAUACUAGCAGUUGAGUAGUUUCUGUUUAAAAUUCCUGUGGAGAACAGAAAUGGAUAAUACCACACUUCUAUUAACAGCAGCUAGAAUGGAAUCUUUGCAUUAAUUCUUUUAAAGAGAUUAUAAUCAACAGUAGGAAAUAAAAGUAUUUAAGUACCGAAACUGAGAAAUUGCUCAUAUUCUUCAUAUUCAAUAACAGUACUCAAGCUUUAAAAUCUGAGAUUUCCUUAAAAAUACAAAUAAAAAUUAGUUUAAUAAUUCUGGUAUGGAUUUCUAGAAAACAGUCUGCUUUUUCAGAUUUAACCUAUUAAAUAUGGCCUACUUCUAUUUCAAUAAAAAGGUGUCAAACAUCACUCUGAGCAGAAUUUGAAGCAUUCUGAGCUUUCAAAAGUGACCACACUAUUUCUAUUUAUUCCAAGCCUUACUGAUAAACAGUACCACUAAACAUAAAAUUAAAGCCGUUUGCAGUUUACAAUUAAUUACACAUGUCACCUAACAUAUCCCUUCAAAAAUGGAUUCUUUCCUAUUCUCAGUGAAAAUUUAAAGAGAUCUUUCUUGCCUGUUGAGCAAGUCACUACUUGUGCAAAUUCAAAUACAGUACAUUGACUUUAAUGCAACAGUGGACAGAUAGUGAAGAAAGUUCAACAAAGAUGUUGCACACUAAAACUUUUUCAGAGUGCAGAGUAUGUCUACAAUAAAGUGCUUCUCUUAACAAGUUAUAAUAAUAAUAAUAGUAUAGAUGUUUACCUAGUUUUAAAGCUUAAAUCCUUAGUAAAUUCUUUAAUCUCCCUGUACGUCCCCAACCCCGCAAGGCACAUUCAAAACACAAGCAAAGCACUAACUGUGAAGGAUUAAGCUACAAUAAAAAAAUGUACGUGGUAGUAAACUACUGACUAGGUUUGUAAACAGUACCAUCCCAUUGAAUCUUAAUGUUCAUGCAUUGUUGGAGCGAGUUCCUGUGGAAGCAGCUUCUGUCCUCCAGAUAUAACAAUCAAGCCAGCUUUCUUGCUAAAACUCUACUGUGUCUUAGUGUUUUGAUGUGGAUUCCCACUUUUUUCAUCACUUGAACAAAAAACAUGUCACAUUUGAUGCAUUUAAACCUGUGAACUUGAUUUACAGUUAACACAAUUGAUUAUUGUCUGGUUUAGAUGUAUUUAGUUUAGUGGUGUUUUUUUUUUUAAAUGUGUGUGGAGUUCACUUCUGCCAUUCAACCUUACAAUAAAGUUGUGCUCAGUA
Molecule: messenger RNA, 5615 nt
Organism: Pipra filicauda (Wire-tailed manakin)
Lineage: Eukaryota; Metazoa; Chordata; Aves; Passeriformes; Pipridae
Gene: HENMT1
Product: HEN methyltransferase 1
Exons: 6
Coding region: 810-2033 (407 amino acids)
Biological process (GO): RNA methylation; siRNA processing; piRNA processing
Cellular component (GO): cytoplasm; nucleus
Molecular function (GO): RNA methyltransferase activity; O-methyltransferase activity
Source: RefSeq, a predicted model, not a curated record